UUGAAGACUAAAGCAACAAACAACAUGAAGUGCUUGGUUGUCCUCGUCGCCGUCCUGGCCAUCGUCUCCGCCGCCCCCGAACGCGAACGCCGUUCCCUCGGCUGGGGACACAAUGGAGCCGUAGUUCUAGGUGGUUUGGUACCUGGACUAGCUCUUGCUGGACACGUGGCUCCUUCAGCUGCAGUCAUCGGGCCCGUAGCUGGAUCUGCAGCCGUUGUUGGGCCUUCUGGGGGCUCCGCCGCCGUUGUUGGACCAGCUGCUGCUUCUGCUGCCGUCGUGGGACCGGCUGCUGGAUCCACCGUGGUGUCAGGUCCCGCGGGAGCAAUCGUUGUGCCUGGCCACAAUGUCCUAGGACACUGGUAGAUCGCAACCACCCCGGAUUCGACCCCAUAGCUCAAGGCAACUCGAACCAACUCCCUCGUCAAUCUACUUCGAGCGGAAUCUCGUCGACUACCAUUUUCGAGACUUCGAUCAAAGCUGACCGUUGUUUGGAACGAAAGACCCUAUAGAUUCAACAAUGAAAUAGUUCGACCUUUUUUUCUAUUAUAUACCGUAGACUCUUCGAGCGAAACUCUUUCAUGAGUUUCUUCCUUUUGUAAUUAGCUGUACCAUUGUUACUCUUGUAUCGUAAUAAAUGAAUCUCCAUCUUGUACUCCAUUAUGUCUGCUUUACUUUAGAAUUGAUCGACUUAAUCUUAACAGCCAAGCUUGCUGAUUGGCUUGGUUAAUUCAAGUUUACAGUGAAUGAUCAAAUUAUUAAAGCCAUAAUAUGAAAAAUGGGUUUUUCGUGUUUAUGUAGAAAUAGAGCCACUUUUUAAGGUUUUUAUAUUGUGUAACUUUUAAUUAAUGAUUCUUCACUAUUAAUAUACAAAAAAUACUUAUAAAA
This is a messenger RNA of Osmia bicornis bicornis, 885 nucleotides long. RefSeq lists its product as uncharacterized. The record is from RefSeq and is a predicted model, not a curated record. The transcript is spliced from 3 exons. Lineage: Eukaryota; Metazoa; Arthropoda; Insecta; Hymenoptera; Megachilidae. The coding region runs from base 25 to 363 and encodes 112 amino acids.